AUCGGUCUUGUCGUCUUUACAACCUUUCUCGUCUUUGGCUUUCUUGAGGUGUUCGUUGGUCUCAUCAAGGUGGGCACAUGCCCUGUGGAGCCAUUGGUACCCGUCUGGCUGCUCAUGGCCGGCAUAUUGAAUGUUAUCUACAAUGUUGUGGCGAUCAUAUUCAUUAUGUUGCACGACAAGAAAGCUCGCACGCCAAAGAUUCGCGAACUCGUCAUGGGAGUGCUGACCGCUGCUUGGCUGAUAUGGCUGAUUUUGGGCUCAUAUUAUGUCUAUGAGAUCUACGAUGUCGUUGUAUACGAACAAAAUCAUCCGAAGUACUGUGAUCGCUUCGUCUACACAUUCGCCUUUUUUGUCAUUACAAUCUCCUACGUCUUCCUUGGAAUUCUCGUGUGUUGUGCCUGUUACUGCAUGGUAUUUUUAUGUUGUCAUAACAGUUCCGUUAUUAUAAUUACAUAA
Messenger RNA from Ostertagia ostertagi, 456 nucleotides. The record is from the annotation of a GenBank genome assembly. Lineage: Eukaryota; Metazoa; Nematoda; Chromadorea; Rhabditida; Trichostrongylidae.